CGUUCUCUCUCAGACAUGGAAGUGGGGCGUUGUAAUCAUUUCUGUUCUUUCUUAUUUAAAGCUCGACCUCAUCCAUCAUCAUCACCUCCAUUGCCAGUGUCUCCUCCAUGCUUGCUCCUGCUCUGCUUCACUUCCAUCCUCAUCUCCCCCCUAGUGGCCUACCUCUUCAUUAAUUCCACCACCACCACCUUCCUUCUUAUUAUAACUCCUCUUCUUGAUUCCUCACUUCUUCUGCAGAUUUCCCAAGUAGUCCUUCAUGGGCUUGGAGCUGGAGAUAACGGAAGCCUCGCCGGAGAAAGCGAAACGCUCGGGGGUCCCGGUGUGCCCGCCGGCGCCGAGGAAGCCGUGGAAGAGGAAGAGCAAAUUGGUGAUAGGCUUCAAGAAGUACCACCCGGUGCCGGAGGAUCUCGAAUCGCUCUUCCUUCCGCUUCCCCCGUGCAAAAGAAUUCGAAUGAUCGUACCAAACGCGAGAAACUGCUCGAGGGCAAACGGAGCUUCUUUGUCACUUGUGCUGCACUAUUUCUGAAGGAUUGUUUUGUAAGGAAACUGCAGGAAAUUUAUUUCAUGGAAGAAGAACUGGAAGAAUGCAACAUGAGCCUUGCUCUUGGAAUCAGCGGAUAUGGAUCGAAGAAAAGUACUAGUAAUCGCACUACCACUACGCUUCAGUUUGAUGCUCUGUUUCCGAAUCAUUCAAAAGAAGUGGAAAAUGUAGCGAACGGAGGAAAAGAAACCAGCAAUUGCAGCAGCGAGGAGUUUCUCGGCCCCAAAAAAAAGCUUAAGCUGACAAAAGAGCAAGUCUUCCUGCUGGAGCAAAGCUACAGCGAACGCGACACGGUUAAUACGUCACAAAAGCAGGACUUGGCCGAUCGGCUAAGAAUUCAACCACGGCAAGUGGAGGUGUGGUUCCAGAACAGGAGAGCCAGGACGAAGACGAGGCAGAUGGAGUUUGACUACCAGUGCUUGAAAAGGUACUGCGAGAGGCUGUGCGAGGAGAACCGGCGGCUGAAGAAGGAGAUGAUGCAUCUGCUGAAGGUGGCGACAGUCACCGCCUCCAUGUGUCCUUCGUGCGAGAGGAGGGACGGCCUCGCUGCCGCCGCAGGAAAGAGCGCGGGUAAGUUGGCGCCGGAAAGAGCGCGGGGCAGUUGGCGCCGGUGAACGCCUUGCUUCUCAGCCGGCGAGGUUAACCGGUUACUAUAUGAAUAAGAGGGAGUGAGUUUUGUAUCGCUAAAUCGAAGGAAAGAUGGAACUUGUUUUUUAUUUUUCCUUUUGUUUUCCAUAAAAAACAUUGUCUUUAAUUGAAUAUAUGUGUGUUUAAAAUCA
Molecule: messenger RNA, 1320 nt
Organism: Zingiber officinale
Lineage: Eukaryota; Viridiplantae; Streptophyta; Magnoliopsida; Zingiberales; Zingiberaceae
Product: homeobox-leucine zipper protein HOX27-like
Exons: 5
Coding region: 16-1155 (379 amino acids)
Biological process (GO): regulation of DNA-templated transcription
Molecular function (GO): DNA-binding transcription factor activity, RNA polymerase II-specific; sequence-specific DNA binding
Source: RefSeq, a predicted model, not a curated record